UCUUGAGUGGUGAGUUCAUAAGUCUAUUAAACUGCAUACUCCAUUCUGAAGAUGUGAGUCAGACUGAGGCGGUCAAUAUAAAAUACCCUGUGUGAACCAUAGACUGUUGCGAUCAUAUAGGGGAGUUCCCCUUGUGCGACGUUUCCGUGUUCGCGAAGUGCUCAACAUUUCCUUGAAGAACCCACCUGUUUGUUUACCCGUUCAAUCAUGAUCGCUGGAUAAGAUAGCUGACAUUCAUGCCCGAAAGGACUUCAUUCAUGAGAGGAAACGGGACCGUACACGCAUCUCCAGACUUCUAGGAGCAUUUGAAGCGCCUCUCGCCGGAUAGGGUCUGUAGUCUGUGGGGAAGACUCUUGAGGAACUGCGUCUGGCUAAACGCGUGGCUGCUGGUUACUCUGAAAACAUCAGGUCUAGCAGGUGCAUUGUGUCAACUUCUCGGGAGUGUCAUUCUCGUAAGAGCAGCAGUACCACUAUGAGUCAAUGGAAACAAAUCCAGCAACUGGAUAUUAAGUUCCUUGAACAGGUGGACUAUUUUUAUGAUGACAACUUUCCAAUGGAGCUGAGACAGGUGCUGGCCAACUGGAUUGAAAGCCAGGACUGGGAAACCGCUUCAAACCAUGAAUCUAUGGCUACUGUACUCUUCAAUAACUUCCUCAUUCAACUGGAGAGGCAGUGUUCUCAGGAGCAGAACUUUCUUCACAGACACAACCUAAAGAGAAUAUUUCAUCAGAUACAGGUAAAAUACAAGGCGAAUCCUCUGCACAUGGCCGCUGUCAUCUGUAACUGCCUGAGGGAAGAAAGACGCAUCUUAUCCACAGCCAGCAUGCAGGAACAGGGGCCACUGGAGAAGUCAAUGCAAAACUCAGCCGCCUUGGAGAAGCAGAAAGUUCUUGACAACAAAGUGGCAAUCAUAAGAAGCAGCGUUCAGAUGCUGGACCAGGCUGUGAAGUAUCUUGAGGACAUGCAGGACGAUUUUGACUUUCGCUACAAAACACUCCAACUUCGAGAUCCAGUUGAGAGAAAUUCUUUAUCCAUGAAGCAAGAAGUCACUACACUUCAGGAAAUACUGAACCGCCUGGAUUUCAAAAGAAAGGAGAUUUUGUCAAAGAUUGCAGAUGUUAUAAAGGAAAUUGAUGCCUUGAUUUCCUCCCAGCUCACCCCUGAGCUUAAGGAAUGGAAACGGAGGCAACAGAUAGCAUGCAUCGGAGGACCAGUUCUGAUAGGACUGGACCAGCUCCAGAACUGGUUUACCCUGACAGCCCAGAGUCUUUUCCAGAUGAAAAGACAGCUAGACAAACUGGGUGAGCUGAUCCUGAAAGUCACUUACGAGGGUGAUCCAAUCCCUCUCCAGAGACCUCAGAUGGAGGAGCAAGUCAAAUACCUCAUCUAUCACCUCAUUAAAAGCUCAUUUGUGGUGGAGAAGCAGCCCUGCAUGCCUACACACCCUCAGAAACCUCUAAUCAUCAAAACACAGGUGCAGUUUACCACCAAGGUCAGAUUACUGGUUAAAUUACCUGAGGUGGAUUAUCAACUCAAAGUCAAGACAACAUUUGAUAAAGACCUUCCACCAGGCAAAGUGAACAGACAGUUCUUCAUCCCCACCAACAACACCAAAGUGAUGGAUGUUGAGGAGUCGACUGGAUGUCUUUCUGUAGAGUUCAGGCAUCUGCAGCUGAAAGAGAGAAAGUGUCCUACUGGAGGAAAAGGAAAUGAGGGUCCCCUGUCAACUUGCUCCCUGCCACUGGUGGUCAUCUCAAAUGUCAGUCAGCUCCCAGGGGGCUGGGCCUCCGUCAUGUGGUACAACCUUCUAACUGACGACCCCAAGAACCUUGGAUUCUUCAGUAACCCUUUGCGGGCAAGUUGGAGUCAACUCUCAGAGGUACUUAGCUGGCAGUUCUCAAGUUUUGCAGGCCGAGGACUCAACAAGGAGCAGCUUAACAUGCUGGGAGAUAAACUCCUGGGUCAACAUGCUUCUUAUAAUGACUGCCAGGUUUCUUGGUCCAAGUUCUGGAAGGAAAACAUUCCUGGCAAGUCAUUUAGUUUUUGGCUGUGGCUGGACUCGAUCCUGGACCUUAUUAAGAAACAUUUACUUCCUGUUUGGAUUGAUGGUUACAUAAUGGGAUUUGUGAGUAAAGAGAUGGAACGCGCCUUACUGAAGGAAAAAGAGCCAGGGACAUUCCUGCUACGCUUUAGUGAAAGUCACCUUGGAGGAAUCACCUUCACCUGGGUUGAGCAGGAUGAAAAUGGAGACCCAAAGUUCAUCUCUGUAGAGCCGUACACGAAAAACCGUCUCAACGCCUUGCCCAUUGCUGAUAUAAUACGGGACUAUAAGGUCAUUGCAGAUGGUGUUGUCCCAGAGAAUCCUCUGAAGUUCCUUUAUCCUGACAUCCCUAAGGAUGAGGCUUUUGGGAAACAUUAUAACAGCCAGCAAAACAAAGUUUGUCCUUACAUUCAGACACAGUUAGUUCCAAUUUCCCAUCGGAAUGGUCCAGUCCAAAAUGCAUGUUCCUCUCCUGAACCCCCCAUGUCUCCUGGAAUGUUUGAAAUUAUCACCCAACACCUCAGUCCCUUUGAGUUUGAAAGCGCUAUGAGUUCACCCUAGAAAGGGCAACAGCCACAUUUUGUUUGGAUCCAAGAUUAUAGAUGGGAUCUCUUUAUUUUAGCUUCUUUGUUGUUCUUCACUUUUCUGGCUGCAUCAUGUCUCUAUUUUCAUUUGCUGACAGAGAGUGUAUAUUCAAAAAUACUGUCAGUAUGAAGAUGUAUCAGAUGUAUUAUUAAUGUCAUAAUUCUAAAUUGCAGCAAUUUAUUUCUUAUUUACAAUAUAUGACUGGUCUCAUCUCAUCACCUGUAAAAUUCGGAUUUGCCCAAACCUUAAUCUGCCUUAAUUUUAUAACCAUUUUACUCUUUAUGUAUAUAUUAUGACAAGCAUAGUAUUAUUUUUUAAAUAAAGAAUUUAAUUGUUUAUCUAUGGUAUUAUUAUUAUUAUUAGUAGUAGUAGUAGUAGUAAUAUAAUAGUAAUGUGCACUCUUAAAAUACAAUGCAAUAUCCUGGCACACUGAGUAGGAAUUGUGGUUGUUCACAUAAUGAGGAUGGAAAUGUUGUUGAGUGGGCGGCAGCCAGUAUGUUACAUGUAACAUGGGAAAGGUUUUCACCCACAUUCUUCCUGUCAGCAUAUGUGAGGUGUUUGCACUGUAGAAUCCAGUAAUUUAGAGCUAGAAGUAAUCUAAUCAUGAUUUCCUUUAUAGUAUGUAGAUAUUAACCUUUAUAAACAGAAAACUUCCAUUAAAGUCUGUG
This is a messenger RNA of Sinocyclocheilus anshuiensis, 3294 nucleotides long. RefSeq names its product signal transducer and activator of transcription 4-like. The transcript has 24 exons. Gene Ontology annotation, biological process: regulation of DNA-templated transcription; signal transduction. The coding region runs from base 473 to 2602 and encodes 709 amino acids. Lineage: Eukaryota; Metazoa; Chordata; Actinopteri; Cypriniformes; Cyprinidae. The record is from RefSeq and is a predicted model, not a curated record. Gene Ontology annotation, molecular function: DNA-binding transcription factor activity; DNA binding.